GACGUCACCCAAACCCCCCGCUGAGUUGUAGGCUUGAAGCGGAGAGUGAGUGUAGGAAGAACGCCAGCCCGAAGUCAACUUUCGAGGGGAACGUCGCUAAAAUUAAUUUCUUUACAGUUUAAAAAUGGCUCAAAUAACUAGCGACGGGACCGAACAAGAUGCCCAGUCAACGUCAGAUCAAAACGGAACCAGGGAAACGGCAGAAACCGGCAAAGAGGGACAGGCCGCGCCGGACCCCAAACAGGAACCGGGCGACAACAACGAGCACCGUGCAGAAAUGGACGUGAUCAGUGGCCGUGGUGCGGCGGAGGAAGAGGACGGGGACACGCUGUCUCGUUUUCAUAACGACGGCAAAGAAAGAGCGGCACCGAGCGAGAAGAACGGCACCUGCGGAGGGGUACACAGCGGUAAAGUCUCCGAACCGGAGAAAAGUCCCGCACGGGGCAGUUUGGCGAGCAGCACUGAUUCCUCAGAACAAAGAGAGGGAGAGAACGCGUUCUCCUCAGCGCCGGCCGACCACACGAAGGCGGCGGAGAAAGCCGAUCACGGAACCAAAACAUCCGCCGGCGCAGAGCUGACCCCGUCCGACGGAGAGCCGCUCAGCCGGAUGGAUUCCGAGGACAGUAUCGGCAGCACUCUGAUGGACAUGGAGAGCACGGCGUCCAGCGGGCGCUCCACCCCGGCCAUGCUCAACGGUCACGGUGCGGUGGGGGGGAGUGGCUCGGCAGCAGGCGGGGGAAAGUCUCUGAGUUACACGUGCUGCUGGGAUCACUGCCAGCUGCUAUUUCCCAGCAGCCCCGACCUGGCCGAACACAUCCGAGGCACACAUGUGGACGGGCAGAGAGGGGGGGUGUUUGUGUGUCUGUGGAAGGGCUGUAAAGUGUACAACACGCCGUCCACCAGUCAGAGCUGGCUGCAGAGACACAUGCUGACCCACAGCGGAGAUAAGCCAUUCAAGUGUGUGGUGGGAGGCUGCAACGCCACAUUUGCCUCUCAAGGUGGGCUGGCCCGUCACGUACCUACUCAUUUCAGCUCCCAGAGUUCCUCCAAAAUGUCCAAUCAGGGCAAAGUGAAGGAGGAGUCCCCAUCGAAGGCCGGCCUCAACAAGAGGAGGAAACUCAAGAACAAACACAGGCGCUCCCUCCCCCGGCCACAUGACUUCUUUGAUGCUCAGACCAUGGAUGCUAUCCGCCAUCGAGCCAUCUGCCUCAACCUGGCAACACAUAUUGAGAGCCUGGGCAACGGACACAGUGUGGUCUUCCACAGCACGGUAAUAGCCCGGAGGAAAGAGGACUCUGGGAAAGUGAAGGUCUUGUUGCACUGGUCACCUGAAGACAUACUGCCGGACGUGUGGGUUAAUGAGAGCGACAGACUGCAGCAGAAGACCCAGGUGGUUCAUCUGUCCAAACUACCCACAGACACAGCUGUGCUACUGGACCCCAACAUCUAUAGGUAGGAUGUUCUUUUAACCACCUCCAGAGGACAUCUGUUACUUCCUGCUAAGCCAACCUCGAAGAAGGGGAUUGCUAAGUUUGCAGAGGGCAUGUAGAAGAUGUUGCCUGUUUUAGGUAACUCAACUGACAGAAAUGUAACUUUAGACAGUUAGGUACUUGUAGAGUCAAAGACAGCUCUUUGUAAAUACUUGAGAUUUGUAAUAUAUUUUUAUACUUUUCAUUUUUUACUGUACUGUAGAUUUAUAGAUAUUGUUUAUGUGCAUAUAGCUGACAUUGCUUGGUUUGAUUUUAUUAAACUUUUCUUCCAACAUCCA
Messenger RNA from Gasterosteus aculeatus aculeatus (three-spined stickleback), 1768 nucleotides. It is a transcript of the gene aebp2, whose product is annotated as AE binding protein 2. Gene Ontology annotation, biological process: regulation of transcription by RNA polymerase II. Gene Ontology annotation, cellular component: ESC/E(Z) complex. The record is from RefSeq and is a predicted model, not a curated record. Lineage: Eukaryota; Metazoa; Chordata; Actinopteri; Perciformes; Gasterosteidae.